Molecule: messenger RNA, 2039 nt
Organism: Canariomyces notabilis
Lineage: Eukaryota; Fungi; Ascomycota; Sordariomycetes; Sordariales; Chaetomiaceae
Exons: 2
Coding region: 203-1774 (523 amino acids)
Source: RefSeq, a predicted model, not a curated record
GCACGUCGCCCGAUGCAACCGCGGACGCCAUUCACGGAGCGAAGCCAACAAUCGCUUGCAACGACAGCUCUAAACAACCUGGCUCACGUACCUACAUCAUCUAGACGGGACACACAAAGCAUACGUUUCGCCUAUAUUCUGUCCGGUCGCUGCACUCUAUCCGAUCAUUACAAACAUUGAUCGCACCCUACGCAGCCCAAAAAUGGCCAGCAAGCGAUCAAAGGCAGCUCCGACCGACGACGAACUCGGCGAGCUGUUUGAGGGCAUCGGCGACGACGCCGCCAUCAACAAGAAAUCGGCCAAGCCCAAACCUGCAGCCGUCAAAGGCAAACCUGAUGCCGCCGAGCAAGACAUCUUAGCCGAGCUCGAGAACCAGCUCGGCGAGCCGACACCCUCGCGCCCGCACACGCCUCGCAUCCGAGACGCGCCCAAGCCAUCGCCCGCAAAGCGGACAUCAAACAACGCACCGUCACCUGGGGUCGAAAUUUCCGCUACCCGCAAGUCGGUCGAGAGUACCGGUUCAAACCAAGCCAGCCUCACCCCGAGCGCCACAAGUUCCGAACCUCAAGACAUCGAGAAGAAAGCCGCACCUCAGCAGACCCAAACUACAAGCAGCGGUGGCGGCGGCGGGUGGUGGGGAGGACUCUGGUCCACUGCUACAACCGCUAUGAAGCAGGCCGAGACCGUCGUCAAGGAGAUUCAGCAGAACGAGGAGGCCAGGAAGUGGGCAGAUCAAGUCCGCGGCAAUGUGGGCGCGUUGAAGGGUCUUGGCGACGAACUCCGCCACCGCGCCCUCCCAACCUUCACCAACAUCCUGCACACCCUCGCGCCGCCCAUCUCCUCGCACGAACGCCUCAUGAUCCACAUCACGCACGACCUAGUCGGCUACCCCUCCCUGGACCCAGUCAUCUACAGCGUCUUCAACCGUGUCAUGGCCCAAGUCGAGGGCGGCGAUCUCCUGGUCAUCCAACGCGGACAAGAGUCAACCCUGCGCAGCCCCACAUCCGAGAAACCCACGGGCGCAGCGUCACUCUUUGGAUGGCGCGACGGCCCCUGGUGGCGGCAAUCCGACACCCCCCGCGCCCUGGGCGUCGUGCAGGGCCUGGUGGAGGGCACCAAGCUGUGCCGGGCCAACGCGGAGGGGUACGCGAGCGAGUACUUUGCCGCGCACGGCGGGAUUGAGCUGGCGCGGCAGCGGGCGGCUGAGCCCGUGUCUGAGUCUAAUCCUGUGCGCAGGUCGGAUUUGUUUUUGUCGGUGCAGGCUGUUGGAAUGCAGGCUGAUAAGGCGCUGUUUGCGGGCUCGACGGCGGCAGAGAAGGAGAAGGAGACGGCUGCGAUGACUGUGGCUGAGGAGGAGGAUGCGGAGGAGGAUGCGGUUGUUUGCUUUGCGGUGCAUGUGCUGGACCCGGUUCAUGAGAUUAGGUAUUCUACUGUUAGCCAGACCGUGCCGGCUAAGUGGAUCCGUUGGUUGGAAGCUCCGGCUGCGCAUCUGCCGCCUGCGGCGGGUGAUGAGGAGGAGGACGACUUCCGGGCUGAGUUUGAGCGGGUGCCCGAGGAGAUCCGGGAAAUCAUCGAGAGCGGGGGUGUGGACCCUCGUGAAUGGGUUGCCGAGUGGAUUGAGGAGUCUCUGAGCCUUGCGGUUGGCGUGGUGGCGCAGAGAUAUGUCGCUCGUCGGAUGGGUGUUGGCCAGGGAGGCAUUGGCAAGGGUAAGCAGAAGGUGGAGAGCGUGCUGCAAGACGGGGGCAACGAGGCUGCGAGGGCUGGGCUUAUUUGAGUUUGGGCAUGCUGCGGUUUCAGUGCAGUGACGAGAGAGCGGGCAACUGGAAUUGAAGAUGCGAAGAGGCCUCAAUGUGUGAACUAGGCGUCAGGGAGUAAGAACUCGACGGGUUCCUCGAUGUGCACUGGACUAAUUUCUAUCGGAUCAAUCAGCAGCACAGAUCUAUGAUCCCUUGGCUUAUUGGUAUGAGAAUUGAGAAGGCUGCUAUGCCUGCAUAUUUCCCAGUAUUCCACGGGUUGAUGCCGCUGUCUAAGGAUUGGCC